GGCGGACCUAAGGGAAGGGCGUUCGGCGGACGAUCUAUAGCAGCCAGCGGCCGGGACUCCCAGCACCUUGACCCUGGCGCGAGGCGGCGUCGCGCACGCUUACAGGUGCCCGCGCGGGGCCGCGGCUCGGGCGCCCUCCCGUUGGCCGAGAAGGAGGAAGGGGGCCGUGUCGGCGUCCAGCCCCUCGCGCCCAGGAUGGACGUGCCGGCCCGGGUGUCCCGACGAGCGGCGGCGGCGGCGGCCAGGAUGCUUCUGCGCACUGCCCGCGUCCCUCGCGAGUGCUGGUUCUUGCCGACCGCGCUGCUCUGCGCCUACGGCUUCUUCGCAAACCUCCGGCCGUCGGAGCCGUUCCUCACGCCCUACCUGCUGGGGCCGUUCAAGAACUUGACCGAGAGGCAGGUCUUCAAUGAAAUUUAUCCAGUGUGGACAUACUCUUACAUGCUGCUGCUAUUUCCCGUGUUCCUCGCCACAGACUACCUCCGUUACAAGCCUGUCAUUCUGCUGCAGGGAUUCAGCCUUAUUGUUACAUGGUUCAUGCUGCUCUAUGCCCAAGGACUGCUAGCCAUUCAGUUCUUGGAAUUCUUCUAUGGCAUCGCCACAGCCACUGAAAUUGCCUACUACUCCUACAUCUACACUGUGGUCGACCUGGGCAUGUACCAGAAAGUCACAAGUUACUGUAGAAGUGCCACCUUGGUGGGCUUUACCGUGGGCUCUGUCCUAGGGCAGAUCCUCGUCUCUGUGGCGGGCUGGUCACUGUUCAGCCUGAACGUCAUCUCCCUCACCUGCGUUUCCGUGGCUUUUGCUGUGGCCUGGUUUCUGCCUAUGCCACAGAAGAGCCUCUUCUUUCACCACAUUCCUCCCUCCUGUCAUGGAGUGAACGGCCUCAAGGUACAGAAUGGUGGCAUCGUUACUGAUACCCCAGCAUCUAACCAUCUUCCUGGAUGGGAGGACAUUGAGUCAAAAAUCCCUCUAAAUGUAGAUGAGCCUCCGGUGGAAGAACCGGAGGAGCCCAAGCCUGACCGGCUGCGGGUGUUCAAAGUCCUGUGGAACGACUUCUUGAUGUGUUACUCCUCCCGCCCUCUGCUCUGCUGGUCCGUGUGGUGGGCCCUGUCCACCUGCGGCUAUUUCCAAGUGGUGAACUACGCACAGGGGUUGUGGGAGAAGGUGAUGCCUUCUCAGAACGCUGUCAUCUACAAUGGCGGCGUGGAGGCUGUUUCAACCUUGCUAGGUGCUAGUGCUGUGUUUGCAGUUGGUUAUAUAAAGCUGUCAUGGUCAACUUGGGGAGAAAUGACGUUAUUCCUGUGCUCUCUGCUGAUUGCCGCUGCAGUGUACGUCAUGGACACUGUAGAGAGCAUUUGGGUGUGCUAUGCAUCCUAUGUUGUCUUCAGAAUCAUCUACAUGGUACUCAUCACCAUAGCAACUUUUCAGAUUGCUGCAAACCUCAGCAUGGAACGUUAUGCCCUUGUGUUUGGUGUGAACACCUUCAUUGCCCUGGCUUUGCAGACUCUGCUCACACUGAUUGUGGUAGAUGCCAGGGGCCUUGGCUUAUGCAUUACUACUCAGUUCCUGAUUUACGCCAGUUACUUUGCAGCCAUCUCUAUGGUUUUCCUGGCUAAUGGCAUAGUCAGCAUUAUAAAGAAAUGCAGGAAUCGGGAAGAGCCCACCUCCAGCCCUCAAGCGGCCACUUCCUAGCAUGCUACCAAAAUGCUGCUGCUUCCAAGCAAGGACUCUGCACAGUAACUGCUUGGAUGUAUUUAAACUCUUUAUGGUUCAGAUAAUUCUACAUGAAUGUGUAUUUCAUGGCUUCAAAGCAGGCUACUCAACUAACACCUUGCAUUCUUGGAGUUAGUAUAAUACUGUUGAGAGAAGCCAGAGCUGAAGCUUUUUUUUUUUUCAUGGAUUGCUUAGGAGCAGUAAUUUAAGAAUGAAGUUUUCUAAUUCAAAAACAAAAAACAAAACAAAACCCCACAAAACUUGAUUUUGAAAAACCAAGUGAUCAAGCAGGACUCUGCUAUCCCCUCGAUUAGCAUGUGAGUGUGAUGUUUUUUAGUCGCAUUUGUCACUCGCCCAGACCUGUGGCCUGGUGGGACCAGGGCUUCAGAAGCCACAGGACAGUACAAGUCACGCCAGACGAGAUCUGUCAGCACUUGUCCCGUCCAGCCUCAUUCUGGUUUCAGUGUUACUUGUGCGCAUGUGUGUAUCUACAGAUGGAAAUAUCUGCUCGGAUUCAGUGUUCUGUCCUCUAAGGAGUGUUAUGUCUAAUUUGAUUUUAAAACUUCACUGUAUGACUGUUAGUGUUUCCCAUUUGACCGUUGUAUAUUUUUGGAAACGUUCUUUAGAAGUACAUUUUUGUGUUAUUCAUAUGCUUCCCAGAGAAGCUCAUUUCAUUAGAAAAGGCAGAUUUUAAAGCCUGCCGAUAACCCAGGAGGCUAAUCAGGUAGGUUUGCUUGUCUUUAAAACUUUGGUAUGAAGGACUUCUAAUUGCUACUGAAAAGGUCAUUUAUAGGUUAGAGAUACAGGGAGCCCAUUUUAUAUUUGCAUACCCAUUUAUUUCCAAAACAAAAUCAACUUUUUUCCUUUGAGACAAUAUCAUUCCCAUAUGCCUCUCAUUGUCUUGGCUUUCUUAUCCAAGAUGAAGAUGUUAGUCAGAACUGGAUUAUUCCACAGCCUUUUUUUUUUU
This is a messenger RNA of Apodemus sylvaticus (European woodmouse), 2680 nucleotides long. RefSeq names its product solute carrier family 19 member 2 (gene Slc19a2). Gene Ontology annotation, cellular component: plasma membrane. The record is from RefSeq and is a predicted model, not a curated record. Gene Ontology annotation, molecular function: vitamin transmembrane transporter activity. Bases 196 to 1692 code for a protein of 498 amino acids. The transcript has 6 exons. Gene Ontology annotation, biological process: vitamin transport; transmembrane transport. NCBI's taxonomy places the organism in Eukaryota, Metazoa, Chordata, Mammalia, Rodentia, Muridae.